Molecule: messenger RNA, 1757 nt
Organism: Prunus avium (sweet cherry)
Lineage: Eukaryota; Viridiplantae; Streptophyta; Magnoliopsida; Rosales; Rosaceae
Product: BSD domain-containing protein
Source: RefSeq, a predicted model, not a curated record
GUCCCAGUUAAGAAGGCCGACUCUGCAAGUCAGUUGAGGGAAGGAACAGCAUUAUUAGCCUUGGCUCUGUGAAUCGGCGAUCAUCUCUAUCCAUCCACAUUUCUCAAUGGCGUGGUUCGCGAAAUCCAUCGCUAACUCACUCAAGCUCGACGACGAAGACGACGACGUUUACCACAAUACGAACCCUAGCUCCAAUACAGACCCAAAUUCAUCGCCACCCGAUCCGCAACCCGACCCCCAAUCCGGUUCGCCGUCAACUCCCACAGUCAAAGGCGACCUCUCCGAGCUCACCAAAACCCUGUCCCGCCAGUUCUGGGGCGUCGCCUCCUUCCUCGCCCCGCCGCCCGAUCCGACCCAUCCUCCUAACCCGUCCGCACCGCCCCAAUCCGCCGAUCUCGAACCUGCUGAUGAGGACGUCAUCGCGGGAAUUCGCAGCGACUUUGCUGAGAUCGGAGGGAAGUUCAAGAGCGGGAUCUCGAAGCUGUCGAGUAACAUAGCGGUCUCGGAGUUCACUAAGAUCGCUUCGAAUUUGCUUCAGUUUGGAUCGGAGGAGGAGGCUGAGGCAGCUGGGGCUGCUCUUGGAGUGACCCAGGAGGUUCUCGCGUUCGUCAGGAAUGUCUCUAUGCAUCCGGAGACUUGGCUGGAUUUCCCUCUCUCCGAUGAUGAAGAUUCAGAUGAUUUUGAAUUGUCUGAUGUCCAACAAGAGCAUGCUCUGGCUGUUGAACGGCUUGCACCUUCAUUGGCUGCUCUCAGGAUUGAACUUUGCCCUGAGCAUAUGAGCGAGGCUCACUUUUGGAUGAUUUACUUCGUGCUCUUGCAUCCUAGACUCAGUAAACAUGAUGCCGAGCUUCUGUCUACACCCAAGAUAGUGGAAGCUAGAGCAAUGUUGUCUUAUGAGUUGAAGAAGGGAGCUAAUGAAAAGCAAGAAUCAGACCCUUCUGGAAGUGGCACUAUUUAUGCGAAAGGAAUUGCUGAUUCCCCAAAAGAACAGCAUCUUUCUGUGCCGCCUAGUGUUCAAUCUGACCUAGUGCCUCCCCAUGCAUCUACCAUCAGAUCAGCUCCUCAACCAGCGGCAGUUGAUCUUGAGACUGAGAAGCACACAGUUCAGAGUAGUGAGAUCCAAAUUAUUGACAAGCCCGUUAUUGAGGAAGGACCAUUGAAAGAGACCAAAUUUCAACAGCCACUUUCUAAUUCUUCCUCCAAAGUUGCGGAUGAGAAAUAUGAGGAUGAUGCUGAUGAUUGGUUGAAAGAGGAAACUUCAGAGAUAGAUGGUGUCGGGGAAACCUCCAUCCCUAUAGAGAAUGACGAGGAUGUAUCUUUCAGUGAUCUUGAGGAUGAUGAUGGAGAGGCGCCCUCAAGUUACAAGAAGGUCACAUCUGGCUCUGAUUCUUCAACAAAAGACUCAAGAGAUUGGGUUCAGCUAAGCAGAACCUCUGCUGAUUCAGACAAGGAAAUCAACUCUGUUGAGAUUAGACAUGUUGGGUCUGAGCAGGUAAGUUCCCGUAACCUGGAGACCAAAGAAUCUAAUGACUGGCUUGACGUUGAAGACAUUGAUGUUAUAUGAUUACUUCCAUAAGAACCCUUUUUAGGUCAAUAUGGCCUAUUCUUCCCAUUCAUCUGUUAUUGUGAAUAGAUUGUGGAAGGUUUCUUUAGUCUUCGUUUGGCUAUGGAAACUGUAUUAUUGUACAUAACGCCUGAUACUGGAUAAUUGUUUCUUAUGAAGAAUGUAUUUAUAAGUGUAGCAAAAUACAGCACCA